Lachnellula hyalina is the source of this 1674-nucleotide messenger RNA. RefSeq names its product Efflux pump. Gene Ontology annotation, molecular function: transmembrane transporter activity. Lineage: Eukaryota; Fungi; Ascomycota; Leotiomycetes; Helotiales; Lachnaceae. Gene Ontology annotation, cellular component: membrane. The record is from RefSeq and is a predicted model, not a curated record. The transcript has 5 exons. The coding region runs from base 1 to 1674 and encodes 557 amino acids. Gene Ontology annotation, biological process: transmembrane transport.
AUGGCAGAAGCAAGUGAAAAGUACGACGAGAAAGUCGAGUCUCCAGGCCAAUCGACCCUCACAUUACCUCCCUCCCAAGACCUCGAACCCGAGCGCGAAUUCGCAGACAUCACCUCGCCCUCGCGCCCACAAUCCCAGGGACAGAGACCAUCGUCUAUCCACCGCACGAUUACACACACGCGCUCGAACAACGGAUAUGGAUGCGCUGAAGAGGACGGGAGUUCAGAAGAUAUAGAGGCGGUGGGUGUGGUAGAGAAGGAUCCCUGGGAGGUCCAUUGGGAGGGUGGGGAUAGUGAUCCUUUGAAUCCGAGGAGUCUUAGUACGGCGAAGAAAUGGGUGAUUGUGAUUAUUGUAAGCAUGAGCUCGCUUUGUGUGACUUGCACUUCUUCCAUCUACUCGUCCACAUAUGGGCAGAUCACAAAGGAGUUUCAUUGCUCCAGGAUUGUAGCUACACUAGGACUUUCACUCUUCAUCAUGGGGCUUGGUAUUGGCCCCAUGUUACUUUCACCACUUUCUGAGUUCUAUGGUCGCAGACCGGUGUACCUGGUUUCGUUUAGCAUGUUCUUCAUAUGGAUCAUUCCCUCUGCUGUAGCUCAAAAUAUCCAAACCAUGCUAGUAGCCCGGUUUUUGGACGGGCUCUCUGGUAGCGCAUUUUUGUCUGUAGCAGGAGGCACCGUUGGGGACAUGUUCAACCGCGAUCAACUUCAGCUUCCGAUGUUGAUAUACACGGCAUCUCCUUUCGUCGGACCAUCUAUCGGACCCCUCUUCGGAGGUUUCAUUAACCAAUACUCGACUUGGAGAUGGACCUUCUACAUGUUGCUUAUCUGGUCAGGUGCAAAUUUGGGACUAAUUGUUCUUCUCGUCCCGGAAACCUACCACCCCGUCAUGUUGAGAAACAAAGCUCAGAAAAUGCGGAAAGAGACAGGAGAUGAGCGUUGGAAGGCUCCGAUGGAAAAAAUGGACAAGUCAAUUCCGAAGACAAUCGCGCAUUCGUUGAAACGCCCAUUCCAGCUUUUGAUUCUCGAACCUAUGGUUACGAAUCUCUGUCUAUUCUCCGCUAUCUUGUUGGGGAUUCUGUACUUGUUCUUCGGAGCUUUCCCCGUUGUUUUUGAGGGCAAGCACGACUUCACACUGUCCCAGGUCGGAUUAAGCUUCUUGGGCUUAUUCGUCGGAAUGUGUAUGGGCGCACUUACUGAUCCUUUCUGGCACAACAACUACGUCAGGCUUAUCAAGCAACGGGAAGCAGCAACCGGUGAAGUCGGAGCCAGUGAGCCAGAAUACAGACUUCCUCCGGCCAUUGCUGGGGCUGUCCUGGUCCCUGCCGGAAUCUUCCUGUUCGCUUGGACAACAUAUGCUUCGGUGCAUUGGAUUGUUCCUAUCAUCGGAUCAAGCAUUUUUGGCAUGGGAACUCUCCUCGUCUUCAGUGGCAUCUUCACCUUCCUCGUCGACGCAUACCCUCUGUAUGCAGCUAGCUCGUUGGCUGCGAAUAGCUUCGCUAGAAGCAGCUUUGGUGCUGCAUUCCCACUUUUUGGCGUACAGAUGUACCACAAGCUGGGCGAUCAAUGGGCUACGAGUCUAUUGGGCUUCUUAACGUUGGCCAUGAUGCCCUUCCCAUACAUAUUUUUCAGAUACGGAAAGAAGAUUCGCGGCAAGAGCCGCUUUGCAACUGCUUAA